Messenger RNA from Talaromyces proteolyticus, 1737 nucleotides. RefSeq names its product fungal trichothecene efflux pump. Gene Ontology annotation, cellular component: membrane. Gene Ontology annotation, molecular function: transmembrane transporter activity. Gene Ontology annotation, biological process: transmembrane transport. The coding region runs from base 1 to 1737 and encodes 578 amino acids. The record is from RefSeq and is a predicted model, not a curated record. The transcript has 3 exons. NCBI's taxonomy places the organism in Eukaryota, Fungi, Ascomycota, Eurotiomycetes, Eurotiales, Trichocomaceae.
AUGGGUGCAGGAGAAGCAGCCCCCAGACGCACCCAAAGAAAAAUCAGUGAGAAUCUCAGAGCAGAAUGCUUGAACAGUAGAAAUGAAACAUCAGAAGCAGAGGAUCAUGACGCUCUGGAAAGGUCAGAUGGGAAGCAGCGUCUCAGGUUGAGCAAUUUUAGAUUCUUGAUGAUAUUAGUCGGCUUUGGCAUGGCAUUCGUUGGAUCGCAAGUAUGCCCACUUAUAUUUGCAGCUAUCAUCACAGCAGUCACGGUCGAUUUAGACGGAGCGAGUAAUCUAGUUUGGGUUUUUUCUUCGAGCCUCGUGGCUAUGGGUGUUGUAGCGCCUUUUGCAGGACCGCUGGCAGAUCUUCUAGGUCGCAAAACCAUAGCUAUCGUUGGUGUUUUGUCAUCUAUGGUUGGUAUGAUCCUCUGCGCAGCAACACCAAAUGUCAGCGGGUUCAUUGUAGGGCAAACAUUUGCUGGCAUCGGGAUGGCUCUUGAAGAGUUGCUGUCGAUUUCUGCAGUUCUCGAGCUCGUUCCUAGACAGCAACGCGGAUUCUAUGCAGCCCUACUUGUCUCUACCUUUCUUCCCUUUGCACCUGCGUCGUUAUAUGGAGGACUCAUUGCCCAAAGUAACUGGCGAUAUUGCGCCUGUUUGAUUGCUGUCUGGAAUCUUAUCACAGCGGUUAUCAUUGCCAUCUUUUAUAACCCGCCACCACGCACCAAUUCAACAGGUCUAUCCCGACGGGACAUCUUUCGCAGGAUCGACUACUUUGGCGGGUUUCUAUUAACUGCCGGAAUAGUGCUGUUUAUGAUCGGUCUUAAUUGGGCAGGUCAAACAUACUCUUGGAGAUCAGCACAUGUGAUAGCUUUGGUGACCACAGGAGGCUGUUUGAUUUGUCUCUUCCUCGCAUACGAAAUGUUUUGGGCCCCAUAUCCCAUGUUCCCUGGCCGGCUACUUCAGUACCCUCGUACCUUUAUCGCCCUCAUGGUUGUUAUUCUGAUGGCUGGUGUAAACUAUAUUCCCGUUCUUUAUUUCUGGAUCAUGCAGUCUAUUAGUGUGUAUGGUUCGAACCAGUUCCAGGCCGGUAUACGUACUUUGCCGUUUGGGUUCUGUAUUCUCGGCGGCGGGGUGAUUUCUGCAUUGAUGAUUUCUAUUUUCAAAAGCCAUGUUCGGUCAAUCAUGACAACUUUCUGCGUCUUACAAGCAACCGCAAUCGGAUGUAUGGCCGCCGUCGACCCUCACAAUAUCAACACCGUCUGGGCACCCCUUGUAUUGGGCCUUCUCAGCGUGGGUGGCGUUCUCAUCCCUAACCAAAUCAUCAUCACACUCAUAUCGCCAGACGACCUGAUUGCGACUGCGACCUGUCUAACGGUAUGUCUUCGAGCAAUCGGGCAAGUCGUUGGUGUGAGCAUAUUUUACAACCAAUUCAUCUCCGUCAUGACCAAGAACGCAUACACCUAUGUUCUCCCCGCGGCGCUGGAGAUCGGAAUUUUCAACACAACGACGAUUGAAAACAUGUUGCCGAGUCUGAUUGCAGUCCCAUUUUCAGAAUAUGUGGCGACUAUUCCCCAGGCAGACACGCCACAGAAAAUUAAUAUAUUACAUGAAGCAGUCAUCCAGGCCUUUGGGCAUUCGUUUCCAAGAGUCUAUUACAUUUCGAUUGCGUUCGGCGCAACAGCGUGCAUCGCAAGCAUGCUGAUGGGGGACUUGUCAAAGUUGAUGGACGCGCAUAUUGCGGUACAGUACUUCUGA